GUCAUGGCGGAGACCGUCUGGAGCACUGACAUCGGGGAGGCCGUGUAUCGCUCCCGGGACCCCGUGCGCAAUUUACGUCUCCGAGUCCACCUACAAAGAAUCACAUCAAGCAACUUUCUUCAUUACCAGCCUGCUGCCCAGCCAGGGAAGGACCUCAUAGACUUGGCCACUUUUAGGCCUCAGCCAACUGCCAGUGGACAUCGCCCAGAUGAAGAUGAAGAAGAGGAGGUUGUGAUUGGGUGGCAGGAGAAGCUCUUUAGCCAGUUUGAAGUAGAUCUAUACCAAAAUGAAGCUGCCUGUCAGAGUCCUUUGGAUUAUCAAUACCAUCAAGAGAUCUUGAAGCUGGAGAAUUCAGGUGGCAAGAAGAACCGUCGAAUCUUUACCUACACUGACUCUGAUAGAUACACCAAUUUGGAGGAGCACUGUCAGAAAAUGACCACCUCAGCCAGCGAGGUGCCAUCAUUCUUGGUUGAGCGAAUGGCAAAUGUCAGGCGGCGACGGCAGGACAGGCGAGGGACGGAGGGCGGCAUCCUCAAAUCGCGCAUUGUCACCUGGGAGCCCUCAGAAGAGUUCAUCAGGAACAACCAUGUCAUUAACACCCCUCUUCAGACAAUGUACAUCAUGGCAGAUCUGGGGCCCUAUGGAAAGCUUGGCUAUAAGAAGUAUGAGUAUGUCCUCUGUACUCUGAAGGUGGACAGCAAUGGUGUGAUCACAGUGAAACCUGACUUCACUGGCCUCAGAGGGCCCUACAGAAUCGAGACAGAGGGGGAGAAACAGGAGCUGUGGAAGUAUACGAUCUUCAACGUGUCUUCCCUCGCACAGCCGGAGGAGGAAGAGCGGGAACAGCGUGUGUUCAAGGAUCUUUAUGGCCGGCACAAGGAGUAUCUCAGCAGCCUCGUGGGCACUGACUUUGAGAUGACUGUCCCGGGUGCCCUCCGGCUCUUUGUAAAUGGAGAGGUAGUUUCAGCCCAAGGCUAUGAGUAUGACAAUCUCUACGUCCACUUCUUUGUGGAAUUGCCAACCACUAACUGGUCAAGCCCAGCAUUCCAGCAGCUCUCAGGAAUAACACAGACCUGUGCCACCAAGUCCCUGGGAAUGGACAAGGUGGCUUACUUCUCCUACCCAUUCACAUUCGAAGCCUUCUUCCUCCACGAGGAUGAAUCUGCUGAUGCUCUCCCAGAGUGGCCUGUGCUCUACUGUGAGGUCCUCUCGCUGGACUUCUGGCAGAGGUAUCGUGUGGAAGGCUAUGGGUCUGUGGUGCUGCCUGCCACCCCAGGCUUGCACACCCUGACUGUCUCCAUGUGGAGACCCAUGGAGCUUGGUACGGUGGCUGAGCUGAGGAGGUUUUUCAUUGGUGGUUCUCUGGAACUGGAGGACCUCUCCUAUGUGCGGAUACCAGGAACCUUCAAGGGGGAGCGUCUGAGCCGCUUUGGACUCCGCACAGAGACCACAGGCAGUGUCACCUUCCGCUUGCACUGUCUGCAACAGUCCAGAGCCUUCAUGGAAUCAAACUCCCUCCGGAAAAAGAUGCGGAGUGUGUUAGACCGUCUGGAAGGAUUCAGCCAGCAGAGUUCCGUUCACAAUGUUCUGGAGGCCUUCCGUCGAGCUCGGCGCCGCAUGCAGGAGGCCCGAGAAAGCCUACCCCAGGACCUAGUGAGCCCCUCAGGAACCUUGGUCUCCUAGCUCACUGCAGCCCUGGCCAUGGUGCAAGAGGUCAAGACAAGGGGUGUCUGAGGCCAUUGCUCUCCUGCCUGUUUGUCUGUUACUAGAGACCACAUUGGCCUGCUGAGAACCAGA
Molecule: messenger RNA, 1797 nt
Organism: Cynocephalus volans (Philippine flying lemur)
Lineage: Eukaryota; Metazoa; Chordata; Mammalia; Dermoptera; Cynocephalidae
Gene: MKS1
Product: MKS transition zone complex subunit 1
Exons: 18
Coding region: 4-1683 (559 amino acids)
Biological process (GO): cilium assembly
Cellular component (GO): MKS complex
Source: RefSeq, a predicted model, not a curated record